ACUCGUUAGUGUGGAGAUAUGGAAAAUCAGGAUGCGAAGGUAUCUAUGCAUAAGAUCGGAGAGACGGGAAAAACCCUAAAUUAUAUCUAUAUUGCUCUUGAUGUACUAAAGGAGAUAUUUUUGAGACUCCCCCCCUGAGAUCUUUGGUCAGAUUCAAAACGGUGUCAAAAGAAUGGAGAUCGAUAUUGGAAUCAAAGAGCUUCAUUGAUAUGCAUAUGAGUUUUCAGAAAUCAUCUCUCCGGAGAAUCCUGUUCGGUUACGGCGGCGAAAAUCGGCCGAGUCUCUCACCGGAGUCACGAUUCGAAGGCGACGAAGACAUGAUGUAUCUGCACUGCGACACAGAGCGACCGUCGAUGAGUUGCGACGGUUUGGUCUGCAUCCUCUCACCAGAUUGGGUCAACGUUUUGAAUCCAUCGACCGGUGAAAUCCGGAGCUUCCCUUCCGGCCCAGAUCCCGUGCCUUCCCUGCUAUUCCCUCGCCGUGGCAGAAACAGAUGGUAUACUUGUUUCCCGGGAUAUUGGGCAAUGGGAUUUGGUAGAGACAAAGUGACGGGGAGCUAUAAAGUGGGGAGGAUGUGGUUUUAUCAUGUGGAAUGCGAUGUUCUCGCGGUUGAAACUGGUGAAUGGAGGAGACUGAGUCCACCUCCUUAAGAGGUCGAUGAAGGGAGAAGAUCGGCUUGUGUGAACGGAUCCAUCUACUGGCUAGAAGUUGCGUGUGCGUGGGGUUACAAGAUACUAGCCUUUGAUCUUCACACACAAGAGUUCCAUGACGUCAAAGCUCGUCUUCCACUUCCUUAUUUAGUCACAGGGGAAGACCAGAUACUGAAUCUCGACGACAGUCUAGCCAUUUCGAUGACAAUGAAGAGUGAAAAGAAACUAGAGGUCUGGUGCAUGAUGGAUUCGAAAGAGGAAACAUGGAGCAAAACCUACUCUAGCUCAAGUAGCUACGAGCCACCCAUUUAAGGUUAGGUGGUUCACGCCGGUGGCGGUUUCUAAGGAAGGGAACGUUUUGAUCUGUGACGAUAACAAGAGUUUAUUCAAACAUUAUCCACAUACAAAUGUCACUCGUCUUCUCACAUACUCUACUUGUUGUUGGGUUAUAUCUCCUUAUCUUGAAAAUUUGGUCCGACUAAACCCCUAGUUCAGUCCCCUUUUUUCUGUUUAUUAGGGAAUUAAGAGUCUUGUGUGUUUGCUUCUAAUUUGUUAGUUGGAACAUGGAACUUGUGAGUGUUGAUUCUUUACAAGUCGAUUUUCCGACAUGAGAGCCUGUAAUUUGAUCUCAGCUUGGUUACUUUUAUAGUUGGAAAA
Molecule: messenger RNA, 1307 nt
Organism: Eutrema salsugineum
Lineage: Eukaryota; Viridiplantae; Streptophyta; Magnoliopsida; Brassicales; Brassicaceae
Product: F-box/LRR-repeat protein At2g43260
Exons: 2
Coding region: 210-650 (146 amino acids)
Source: RefSeq, a predicted model, not a curated record